AACAGCAACCAACCCUAACUUUUCAGAUCGCUCUCCGGCUGCGAAAAGAGCUCUAUCAACACAGACACUGCAUACUCAAACCGGGAGGAUCUACCCACGAUGCCUCCUCGAUCCAGUCCGUCCAUACCUGCCCCACCCACACCCGAUCCAUUGUUAACUUUGCUAAUUCCAUCUCAUCAGGUGCCAAUACCCUCCGCAUCCUGAUAGCGACCGAUUCCCACGUAGGCUACAACGAACGAGAUCCCAUCCGCGGCGACGACUCAUGGAAAACAUUCGACGAGGUGAUGUCCCUGGCGAAAGAUCGGGACGUCGAUAUGGUACUGCUGUCUGGAGACCUUUUCCAUGACAAUAAGCCUUCCAGAAAAGCUAUGUAUCAGGUUAUGAAGAGUUUGCGAGCGAACUGCUACGGAGAGAAACCUUGCGAGAUCGAGAUUCUUUCUGAUACUAGCCAGACGUUUCAGAGCGCGGGGGGCCACGUAAAUUAUGAGGAUCCGGACAUUAAUGUUGCUAUUCCGGUAUUCUCAAUUCAUGGUAAUCAUGAUGACCCGAGCGGGGUAUGUUCUCGUUUGUUCCUGUUUUUUCAGAUGCUCGGUCCUUUCUUCCCCUCCUUUUGAAACAUCCACUAAUGAUCUAGGGUGGUAGGAGGGGAGGUUAUGUGCUCUGGACUUGUUAUCGGUAGCAGGGUUAUUGAAUUAUUUUGGGCGGACUCCGGAGAAUGAUAAUAUUACCGUUACGCCAGUACUACUACAAAAGGGGUCUACUAAGUUAGCUUUAUACGGGCUAUCGAAUAUCAGAGAUGAGAGGUUGUUCCGGACGUUCAGAGACGGUAAAGUCAAAUUCCUGCGGCCAGAUGUGCAGCAGAAGGAGUGGUUCAAUCUGAUGUGUGUUCAUCAGAAUCAGUCAGUUUGUUCCUGCUCCUACAAGGAGGCGAAGUUUAUUUACUUUUUUUUUUCUAGUCAUGGACAUACGGAGACUGGAUACCUACCGGAAAACUUCCUCCAGGAGUUUUUGGAUAUGGUUAUUUGGGGACACGAGCACGAAUGUUUAAUCGAGCCCAAGUUCAAUCCGGAGAUGGGCUUUCAUGUCAUUCAGCCCGGAUCUUCGGUAGCCACAUCCCUAUGCGAAGGCGAGGCUGUCACAAAACAUGCUGGCAUACUCUCGAUCACAGGCCGCGGCUUUGAAUUAGAGAAAAUAAGACUCAAGACUGUGCGGCCCUUUGUAAUGAAAGAAAUUGUUCUAGCGGAGGAGCCCCAGAUGAAGAACGUGUGGAAAAAGAAUACGAAUAGGACUACAGUUACUAGCUUUCUUUGCAAUACUGUGGAGGACCUGAUUGAAGAGGCUGUUACUGAGUGGCUCAGCGCUCAGGAAGACCCUGAAGUCGAGAGAAAAGAUGCCCCAUUGCCGCUAAUCCGGCUUAGGGUGGAAUAUUCGGCGCCCGAGGGUGGUCGCUUCGAAACCGAAAAUCCGCAGAGAUUCUCUAAUCGUUUCGUUGGAAAGGUGGCGAACGUGAAUGACGUGAUUCAGUUCUAUCGAAAGAAGUCCACAGCUCGGAGGAAGGUUGGUAGCGCGCUUGAAGUGAGUGGGUCGCACGCCCAAGACUCCUUACUUGAGGAGUACGGCGGGUCCAUAGAUAAUGUCAAGGUAGAGAAAUUGGUUCAGGAGUUCCUGACCAAUGCUACAUUAGAGAUAUUACCGAGUAAUGGACUUGGCGAUGCAGUUGGACAGUUCGUUGAUAAGGAUGACAAACAUGCCGUGGAGAUGUUCGUCGAGGAUAGCUUGAAAAGCUACUUGACAAAAUUGAGGGAGAUUGAUGACUUAAACGAGGAGACCAUCUCGGAAGCUGUAGAGCAGCAAAAGAGUUAUCUUGAGCAGCUCUUUGCCAAGGGGCUAGUUAAGCCUAAGAGGGUGAGGUUACAUUUUCCUCGUCGUUUUGGCUGAAGGACGCUAACAACCUGGCAGACAAGGAAGAAACUGAAGGCAAAGCCUGACCAUUGGUAUUCAGAUCUUGAUGGCCAUUGGUCAGAUCAGCCGGCCGCGCUGGUCCGCUCCGGAAGUGAUAAUGACAGAGACCAAGACGACGGUGACGGCGAUGACUCGGCAGCCCCUAGUCGCAAACCGGCAGCUAGAGGCGGGAGGGGCCGAGGGAGAGGAGGUGCAGCGGCCUCAACCCGGGGCAGAAAGGCUGCCCCAGCCGCAAAGGGCCGUGGUAGGAAGCAGGCCGUUGAAGAUGAUGACGAUGAUGUCGAAAUGAUUGAUGAUGACGAGGACGAACCGAGCAUCCCUCCACCAAAAACAACGUAUUCCCCCAUUCCCCAUUCCACAUCAUUGGAUAUAUUGUUCUGACGGGUCAGCAGUCGAGGCAGGAAAACCACCACCGCCCAACCCGCACGCAAACCCGCGGCAAAGCCAGCUGCUGCUCCUCGCCGACCUGCGGCUACCACACGCGCAGCUAGUCACCAAACAUCGCAAGCUAGCACAACUAGGACGAGGCAGGCAAAGCUGAACUUUGGCGCUACACAGAACACUCAGGCGCGCGAGAGCCAGGCAAGUAACUCCCUAUUUUAUCGGGCUACGCAACCUCCUAGUGAUGAUGAGGAUAUCGAUGAUGAUGAGGACGACGAUUUUGAGCCGCUACCGAGUCAGAGGACUACUAGGGCCAGUAGGCGGUAGGCGUAGUUAAGUAGCCCUGAGGCAUAAGUGUUGGUAAUUGAAUAGAAAAACGGAAAUGAUUGGAGGAGGGGUUUUGCCGGGCAGGCGAUGAUAUAUGACUUUGUUCACUCUAUCUCUUAGGGUCAGUUAUAAGCAAAUUAAAGGGUUUCCCGGG
Messenger RNA from Tuber aestivum (summer truffle), 2824 nucleotides. The record is from the annotation of a GenBank genome assembly. NCBI's taxonomy places the organism in Eukaryota, Fungi, Ascomycota, Pezizomycetes, Pezizales, Tuberaceae.